AUGCAAUACGAGCCUCUCGAGAAGACGAAGAACGAUAUUCGCGUUUUGAGGUUUCUGGAUCCUUUACGUCCUAUUUCGGCCGAAGACUCUAUUGAAUGCACGAUCGAAAAUGCCACAACUGAGGGCCUCCGCAACCAAGCCCACAAGCAGGUCAGCGACACUCGCUUUGCUUGGGGAGAUUUCGAAGCUUUGUCAUAUACGUGGGGCGACGUACGUGAUGUAAAAAGCAUCAUUUUAAACGGGGUGCGCAAAGACGUUUCAAAGAAUCUCGAAUCAGCGUUAAGGGCUUUACGAGAUCUACAAGAGACGCGUUUGGGUAUGCAUUAUUGGGUAGAUUCAUUGUGCAUCAACCAGGAGGAUGAAGAAGAGCGCAAUGAACAAGUCAAACGCAUGAGAGGAAUCUAUCGUCGAGCUAGGGCUGUGGUCGUCUGGCUUGGUCAAGAAGAGUCUACCGACAAAAUUGCAGUUCAGACUAUGUGGCACCUUUGCCGGAAUCCUUGCAUAGAAAACACACUCGAACUGCCAAAGGACUUACGGCUUGAUGGAUGGCCUGCCCUUUUUGCAUUUGCACAAAAGCCUUAUUGGAAUCGAGCGUGGAUCAUACAGGAGCUU
Molecule: messenger RNA, 612 nt
Organism: Alternaria alternata
Lineage: Eukaryota; Fungi; Ascomycota; Dothideomycetes; Pleosporales; Pleosporaceae
Product: HET-domain-containing protein
Exons: 2
Source: RefSeq, a predicted model, not a curated record